CACACACACACACACACACACACACACACACACACACACUCACUAUAUGAAGUUCUGUAUCACUGGUGUGUCGUCAGAGGUUGUGGUUAGCUAUGCGUCAACCAUCUGUGAAGAAUUUGAAAAAGGAAAGCGAGGAGGCGAGAGCGGGUGGAAAUGGGCUUUAAAAGCCGACGGAGACAACGACUCCUCCAGCUUGAAGAAGACUCGCAGCCCGGCUCGAAACUCCACCAGCGCCGCCACUACCGCUCUCACCGUAACCACUACAACUUCCACAGCAGCUAUCGCCCUUCUCACGGUUACCGGGACGGUUCUGACACUCACCCCCGGGGUCGGGAUCUCCGGCAGCGGUGGAGACGCCACAGCGAGACGCGGGGAAGAAUCGCGGCGCAGUGAGUUUCGGGGGUACCCUGAAACAACUCGGGGUCUGUCUGCUCUAUACGUCGCCACUCUCCAGCGGUGGGAGUUCGCGUCAAGAGGAACUGGUCGUCCCGGUACCGGUAUCCUUGCCCGGUUUUGGAUCACGCUGGUGCGGUUCGUGUCGGUUAGAUUUGGAGCGAUGGAUCUGAGAGCCGGUCCCCAUGGCCCCCUCGCACUCCUAUUGGCUGCCCUGCUGAAUGCUCUGAGAGUCCCUGCCCUCAACGUGACUGACUCCGUCUCCUCGGGAGCCUCCAUUCAGAGAACCUACGAGCUGACCAAGUACCUGGAGCACCAGCUGAGAGCCGUCACUGGAGCCUAUCUCAGUUACCUAGGCCCCCCCUUCAACGACCCCGAUUUCAGCGCCCCGCGCCCCAACUCCUCGGAGCCCUCCCUGCCCAGCGCCACCACCAGACUGGACAUCUGGAAAGGGAUGGGCAAUCUGCAGAGGCUGUCCGAGAACCAGCGUGCCUACAGCCUGCUCCUGGGCGCAGUGAGGGGGCUGGCUGAGGGGACCCUGUGCCCCUCCCUCCAGCGAUCACUGCACCACCUGUGCACUGGCCUGCAGGGGCUCCUGAUCAGCAUCGCCGGGGUGAUGAGCGGCCUGGGGUACCCUUUACCCCCCUCCAUUGCCCCCGCGGGGCACCUCAAACCCAGCGCCCUGCUGCCCAGUUUGGGAGACUACUCUGGUUUUGGGGAAGUGAUCGUAACAGAAAGGCCUCUCCUCUUCAGACAUGCCGCCUCGGGAAACCCCGCCCCUUUUUCUUCCUCUCCCCCGUCGGGCCCCGCCCCUUCCAGGACAGGCCCCGCCUCUUUGUACGCCAGGCCGGCCAGUGAUUUCUCGCGCAAGAUGGCCGAUUUUUGGGUGCUGAGGGAACUGCAGACUUGGCUCUGGCGCUCUGCAAAGGAUUUCAACCGCUUGAAAAAGAGGCUGGCCGUGCAAAAGAGGCGGAGCUGAGGCUGGGGGCAUGGCUGUUCAAGAGGGGGGGGAGUGGCCGUGUAACCACUCCCAUCUCCCCGCCCAUUCUAAACUCUGAGAGUUCUCUUACUUAUAGACCUCUAUACAGCUCUGAAAUGUUGAGAGUGGAUAUCUCUUUCCUAUAGACCUCUAUACAGCUCU
Polyodon spathula (Mississippi paddlefish) is the source of this 1534-nucleotide messenger RNA. RefSeq names its product cardiotrophin-like cytokine factor 1 (gene clcf1). The coding region runs from base 47 to 1372 and encodes 441 amino acids. Lineage: Eukaryota; Metazoa; Chordata; Actinopteri; Acipenseriformes; Polyodontidae. The transcript is spliced from 3 exons. The record is from RefSeq and is a predicted model, not a curated record.